AUGUUUGGCAAGAAACAAGAACCAGAGGUCGCCGAGGUCCUCGAGCAGCGACAGCCCGCCGCCGCCGAGGCGACUGAGCACCAGCACCGCAUGUCCGUCUCCAACCGGGGUCUGACGGGCGCCUCCGCCUUGACGGUCAGGCAAUCGAUCCUCCCCAUCACGCUGGUCACCCUGCUCUUCUUCCUGUGGGGGUUUGCUUACGGCCUCCUCGACGUCCUCAACGCCAAGUUCCAGACGGCGCUGAACAUCACGGCCGCCAAGGCCGGCGGUCUCCAGGGCGCCUACUUCGGCGCCUACUUCAUCGGGCCGCUGACGUACUCGGGCUGGAUCGUGCGCAAGUUCGGGUACCGCUGGACCUUCAUCACGGGGCUGUGCAUCUACGGCGUCGGCGCGCUCAUGUUCUGGCCCUCGGCCGUGUACCGCUCGUUCCCGGGCUUCUGCGGCUCGCUCUUCAUCGUCGGCUCCGGCCUCUCCACGCUCGAGACCAGCGCGAACCCCUUCAUCGCGACGUGCGGGCCCCCGCGGCUGUCCGAGUUCCGCCUCGAGCUGUCGCAGUCGUUCCAGGCCAUCGGCUCCGUCAUCGCGCCGCUGCUGGCGGCCCGCGUCUUCUUCUCGCACACGGAGCCCAACGACCUGUCCAAGGUGCAGUGGACGUACCUCGGCAUCGCCGCGUUCGUCUUCCUGUUGGCCGUGGUCUUCUUCUUCACGCCCCUCCCCGAGGUCACCGACGCCGACAUGGCGCUGCAGGCCGAGCAGAGCGCCGCCGAGACCGGGUUCCAGGACAAGCCGAUGAGGAAGCAACACAAGCUCUUCUUCGGCGUCGCCGCGCAGUUCUGCUACGUCGGGGCGCAGGUCGGGGUGGCCAGCCAGUUCAUCAACUACGCCGCCGAGAGCGCGAGGCUCACGCACGCCGAGGCGAGCGACCGGUACGCCAUCGGCCAGGGGCUGUUCGCCAUCGGGAGGUUCGCGGCGGCCGGGCUGAUGAUGUUCGUCAAGCCCCGUCUCGUGCUCAUGACCUUCAUGACGGGCAUCAUGGUGUUCAUCGCGCUCGCGAUCGCGCUGUGGGGUGAAGCCGGCAUCGCCAUGUUGUCGCUCGUGCUCUUCUUCGAGUCGUGCAUCUUCCCGACCAUCUUUACGCUUUCCAUCAGAGGUCUGGGACGGCACACGAAGCGCGGCAGCUCCUGGAUUGUGGCUUCGGUGUGCGGAGGAGCGCUUUUCCCGUCGUUGACCGGGCUGCUCGCCGACCGCAAGGACUACCACAUCGCCAUGUUGGUUCCCCUCAGCGGAUUCGUCGUGAGCUUUGCGUAUCCCAUCUUCCUCAACACGAUCUGGAAGCGCGAGCUGGACGGUUUCAGCGCCAGCAAGAUCGGAAACACCGACGAGAAUGGAGUCAUUGGCGACCCGAUGCGUGAGGAGACGGAUAAGACGAGCUCAAAGCAUCUGGAGGCAUGA
Colletotrichum karsti is the source of this 1452-nucleotide messenger RNA. RefSeq names its product glucose/galactose transporter. The transcript has 3 exons. The record is from RefSeq and is a predicted model, not a curated record. Lineage: Eukaryota; Fungi; Ascomycota; Sordariomycetes; Glomerellales; Glomerellaceae. Gene Ontology annotation, molecular function: transmembrane transporter activity. Gene Ontology annotation, biological process: transmembrane transport. Bases 1 to 1452 code for a protein of 483 amino acids.